UCGAUUUUCUUGUCAUGAUUUCAUGGUUCCGCUCAGGCAGUGGCGCACUACAGCUCAUCUAGCUGGUCAUGCACGGCGACUAGGAAGACUGGGGAAUAGUAAUACGUUCUCUACCACUCCAUGCGUUCGUUCUUCUGCUGGAAUAUCCGAGGCGGCCGACUAUUGCAAAGAUCUCGUUCGGAAACAUGACUAUGAAGCCUUCUUGACCUCACAGCUGUAUUCACAAGUGUAUCGACCUGGAUACUAUGCACUGAGAGCAUUCUAUAUUGAAUUGGCAACCGUGAAGGAAGCCGUGUCGCAAACGACCCUUGGGCAAGGUCGGUUCGUGUUCUGGAGAAAUGCUGUCAAGGACAUAUUCAAGAACGCGCCUCCCCGGCAUCCUAUUGCCAUUGCCUUGCACCAGGUAACACAAAAUAGUCAUUUGGCUCAGUAUCACUUUCAGAGGAUGAUAUAUGCGAGGGAAGAAGAGCUAUUCUCCCCAACACAUCUGACUGUCGAGUCCAUGACUGCCCACGCGGAGUCGACAUCUUCCACAUUCUUCUACCUUAUCCUGUCGAUGCUCCGCCAGGAAUCGGCGAUAUUUUCUCAUGCUGCUUCACAUUUGGGCAUCGCCCAGUCCUUUGCCACUUUCUUACGUGCCUUCCCUUUUCAUGCGUCGAAAGGAGUGAUGGUCAUACCCGCCGAGAUUACUGCAAAGCACGGUGUCAAACAACAGGAGGUGUUCUCCAAACACGCAACGUCUAAGGAACUGGAGGAUGCCGUCUUCGAGCUUUCCACGAUCGCAAAUGACAACAUGAUGACCGCGCGAGAGAUGUUCAAGGAAACAGGGGGUAAAGUCCCGCAAGCGGUGAUGCCCCUGUUUUCUGCCGCCAUUCCUACGGUGUCCAUACUGACUCGACUGGAGUCUGUCAACUUCGAUGUGUUUCAUCCGUCGUUGCAAGUCCGUGACUGGAAGCUGCCUUGGAGGGUUUAUACGAGUUACUAUAACAGGCAGUUUUAGAAUACGGAUUUUGUAUGCCGGCAUCUGUCAUGGACAACGCCCGUUCUACGAAAAAAUGACGGCUAACUACACCUUGUAUGAGUUGAACAGCAUCUUUAUCGUACUUGCACUGCCCUGCACAGAUAGGAGCUUGAGGG
This is a messenger RNA of Pisolithus orientalis, 1137 nucleotides long. RefSeq names its product isoprenoid synthase domain-containing protein. Gene Ontology annotation, biological process: mitochondrial respiratory chain complex I assembly; biosynthetic process. The transcript is spliced from 5 exons. The record is from RefSeq and is a predicted model, not a curated record. Lineage: Eukaryota; Fungi; Basidiomycota; Agaricomycetes; Boletales; Pisolithaceae. Gene Ontology annotation, cellular component: mitochondrion. The coding region runs from base 23 to 1000 and encodes 325 amino acids.